AUGGGACCGAACUCCACGAGUCUGAGAAAGUUCUUUGUAAUGUUUUUCAUAGCUUUCCCUGUCGUUAUCACCGUUACCUUAAUGUACCCAAACUCUAGUUUGGGACUUUUCGAACGGUUUUCAGAAGGCAAGGAACAAAGAGGAACAACUCAAAAUGUUGGUGCUGAGUUGUUGAGUGGUGGACCAAACGUUUCAACUCAUGGGUUUGGAUUGGAAGAAACUGUCCAAAACGUAACACAUGACAGUUUCGGAGGAGAAGGGAAUAAUAACAGUGUCAGCAGUCGGGUUAAGGAACUGCAAGCCAGAUCUCAGAAUCAAAACACUGCAGAAGGAAGAACUAAAAAUAUUACAGCAGCUGAAGGCUUGAAAACCGAUUCAUUGACAAGUUCAACAAAUGAUUCAAAUCCACAUGUUGUUAAUCUUGAUGACAAAGACAAACUGCUUGGUGGACUAUUAACCUCUGGAUUUGACGAGGCAUCAUGCAUAAGCAGGAUGCAGUCCCACUUAUACCGCAAAGCUUCUCCUCACAAACCUUCGCCGUAUUUGAUAUCUAAACUACGUAGCUAUGAAGAAAUUCAUAGAAGGUGUGGACCCAAUAGUAGAUCUUACCGCAAAAGCAUGAUAAAGAUUGAACACUCCAUGAACAAAGGUGUUGCUACAAUGUGUAAGUACCUUAUUUGGACAUCUGCUAAUGGUUUGGGUAACCAAAUGAUUGACUUGGUUGCAACAUUUCUUUAUGCCAUCCUCACUGAUCGAGUGCUACUGCUAAAAUUUGGGAAAGACAAGCAUGGUCUAUUUUGCGAGCCAUUUCUCAAUUCAACUUGGGUAUUGCCUGAGAAGUCUCUUUUCUGGGAUGAAAAACAUAUUGAGACAUAUCAGAUCUUGCUAGAGAAGGAUAAGGCUACCAAUUCCACGGAGGAUUUACCAUCAGUUUUGUUUAUCAAUCUACAACACACUCGCACUGACCCUGAGAAAUAUUUUCAUUGUGAUCAUAGUCAAGAUAUUCUUCAGAAGAUUCCUCUGUUGAUUUUUCAGUCUGAUCAAUACUUUGUCCCUUCUCUAUUCAUGAACCCAUUUUUCAAACCGGAGAUUACUAAAAUGUUCCCAGAGAAAGACAUAGUUUUUCACCAGUUGGGUCGCUACCUUUUUCACCCUUCAAAUGAGGCAUGGGAACUAAUCAGCAAAUACUAUCAAGCACACUUGGCGAAAGCAGAUGAACGGAUAGGCAUACAGAUAAGAGUAUUUAGUCCCGCUACCACUCCACAACAAGCAAUUAUGGAUCUAGUUUUAAGCUGCACAUUAAAGCAUAAGAUAUUGCCAGAAGUUGAUUUGCAAAAUUCAGCCUCUUCUGGUAGAAAAAAACAAAGAGUAAAGGCAGUUCUUGUGGCAUCUUUACAUCGAGAGUAUGGAGAUAACUUACGUGCUAUGUAUCUCAAGAAACAAACAGUUAGUGGAGAAGUCAUACAAGUUUAUCAACCAAGUCACGAAGAGCAUCAAAAGUCUUGUGAUAAUAAGCAUAAUAUGAAAGCAUGGAUAGACAUGUACCUGCUGAGUUUAUCUGACAAGUUGGUGACUACCUCUCUGUCUACUUUUGGCUAUGUUGCUCAAGGAUUGGGAAAUUUGAAGCCAUGGCUUCUUUACAGGCUAAUCGACAACAACACUAGUUUUCCAUCCUGUGAACAUGAUUUCUCAUCGGAGCCUUGCUAUCAUGUUCCUCCCAAGCAUUAUUGCAAUGGAAAUCUCAUAAAAAAAUUUGUUUAUUCUUUCCCCAAUUUGAGGGAAUGCAAGGAUUUUAGCUUUGGUGUAAAGAUGGUUAACAAUUCUACAUAG
Molecule: messenger RNA, 1830 nt
Organism: Sphenostylis stenocarpa
Lineage: Eukaryota; Viridiplantae; Streptophyta; Magnoliopsida; Fabales; Fabaceae
Source: the annotation of a GenBank genome assembly